AUGACCCGCGCCUCGACUCCUCCAGCUAACAGAACCGAAGCCGUCAGUACCAGUAGUGAUCACCACCACCAACCGCCCUCACAGCCCGCGUCACCUGCUGCCAAACGUGUCAAGAGCAGCAGCGCGACCAACAACGAAGCCAUCAUGUCAUCCAACGGACCAGCAGUACCACAACUGUCCUCCUCAUCACAGCCGCCUCUCCUCGUGAAAAAGCUGUCUCCGGACGCGACCACGCCGACGCGUGGCUCCGCAUUCGCCGCCGGCUACGACCUAUACGCGUCCAAACCGACAACGGUGCCCGCGCGCGGCAAGACUUUGGUCUCGACUGACCUUGCGAUCGCGACUCCCGAGGGGACUUACGGCCGAGUAGCGCCCCGGUCGGGCCUGGCAUCCAAACACUACAUCGACACGGGCGCAGGUGUCAUCGACGCCGACUACCGUGGGGAAGUCAAGGUGUUGCUGUUCAACCACUCCGACGUGGAUUUCCAGGUCAACAAGGGCGACCGGAUUGCUCAGCUGGUGCUGGAGAGAAUCUAUACUCCGGAAAUCGUCGAGGUGGAAAAUCUAGAGGAGAGUGUCCGUGGAGCCGGGGGCUUUGGAAGCACGGGAUAA
Exophiala dermatitidis NIH/UT8656 is the source of this 612-nucleotide messenger RNA. Its product is annotated as dUTP pyrophosphatase. The transcript has a single exon. Gene Ontology annotation, biological process: dUMP biosynthetic process; dUTP catabolic process. Gene Ontology annotation, molecular function: dUTP diphosphatase activity; magnesium ion binding. The record is from RefSeq and is a predicted model, not a curated record. Bases 1 to 612 code for a protein of 203 amino acids. Lineage: Eukaryota; Fungi; Ascomycota; Eurotiomycetes; Chaetothyriales; Herpotrichiellaceae.